AUGAAUUCAGAUUUACCUCAAUAUUGUCAGCCUGGACCAUCCACAUCAAAAGAUGAAAACCAUCCACGAACAAAUACUGAUGAAAAACUCCAAUUUCCUCCUUACCACUACCAAAUGGAUGCAGCACAACCGUCCACGUCUGCUGCACAACUUACAUAUCCAGUGCCUCUAUCACCCUGGCCAAACAGUCAAAGUUUUCCUUCGUAUAUGCCAAUAGCGGGAAGUUCUACACAGCCACCGCCAUAUAUUUACCCAUCAACUUCUAGCUUAAGACUGCCACCCGCUGAACAAGUACCACCAAACUGUUUAGACUGGACCAUUAAUCCUAUUAAACCCCCACCACAGCAGUUUAAAACUACGUCGGAGCCAUUGUUUGCACUUGGAUAUAGUUCAACCAUUUCAGAAAAUUGGAUGGAAGGAGAUAAAGGUCUCCAGUACAGUAUUAAGAAUUUCACAUUUUGUACUAAAAGAAUAAACAGUUUAAAUGCAGCAAAUAGCUCCAGUCAAGUAAAUGAGUAUGACUCUUUGCUCGUCUCCAUCCCUCAGGCUCUAGAAGGAGAUUAUCAUUAUUAUGUAUGGCCUGCAUCACCUGUACUCGCAUGGAUUAUAUGGGAACACAGACUAGAACUGCCUGGAAAAAAGAUAUUAGAAGUUGGUUCUGGAACUUCUUUGCCUGGUAUAGUAGCUGCUAAAUGUGGAGCUAUUGUUACAUUAACUGAUGACCCUACUAUACCCGGAACUAUCAAACAUGUUCAGAAAUGUUGCUAUAUGAAUAGCUUGUAUCCCGAACAAAUAAGAGUACUUGGAUUGCAGUGGGGUUACUUUUUCCGUGAAACUUUAAAUAUUGGACCAUUUGAUUUGAUUAUUGGUUCAGAUUGUUUUUACGAACCAACCUUGUUUGAGGAUCUAAUUGCAACUAUAUCAUUUUUAUUAGAACGUAAUCCGUUGGCCAAGUUUAUGACAACAUAUCAUGAAAGAGACCCAGAAUACGGAAUUGACGAACUUGCAGCAAAAUGGAAACUUAAUUGUACACACAAACCACUUGAAGAAUUGGGUCAAAACAAUGAGCUAGAUAUUUAUGAACUUAUGAAAGGGAAUGAUAUACAUUUAAUAGAAAUUACAAAAAAAGUAUUUAAAAAAAAAUUAACUUAA
Molecule: messenger RNA, 1152 nt
Organism: Macrosiphum euphorbiae (potato aphid)
Lineage: Eukaryota; Metazoa; Arthropoda; Insecta; Hemiptera; Aphididae
Source: the annotation of a GenBank genome assembly